This is a messenger RNA of Alternaria rosae, 766 nucleotides long. RefSeq lists its product as uncharacterized. NCBI's taxonomy places the organism in Eukaryota, Fungi, Ascomycota, Dothideomycetes, Pleosporales, Pleosporaceae. The record is from RefSeq and is a predicted model, not a curated record. The transcript is spliced from 2 exons. Bases 177 to 644 code for a protein of 155 amino acids.
CGUUUGUAGUCGUCGGUCGAUCCUUACUUUGACUCUUUCGCUCUUUCCUAAUACAUUUUACUAUCUUCGUCAUUACACGUUCGAGGUUCCGCAAGCAUUACUGUUGAGUUUCACGACUGCCGACUGCCGUUACUAGUGCAUUACAACGCGACAAAUUGGGUAGCAAGAAAGAAAGUAUGAAGGUGGUCGUUGCCUUGUUUGGCCUGGUAGUCGCCGCGCUUGCGCAAGACGCCUCAACCUCAAGCUAUACCGGCCCAAUGUUCGACCCGGACACCGCGCCUUUCUUUGGCCCUAGCACGAUUGUCUAUCCCUCCGUCACCGAGUCCGCUCCGGUACUUUCAAACUUACCGACUCUCACACCCUCCGGCAGCUCAGCUACGAUCUCCCUGUCUAGCAGCGCUAUGGCCAACUCCACGCUCUCGACUUCAACGCUGUCGCGCAACUCUACAACAUCGCAUACCUCGACGCAUUCGUCGACACACUCGUUCACAUCGGUCAGGACUUCGCGCACGGCGACUCCUACAGCGGACGAGACUUCGCCAAGUGCGUCGGUUCCGGCCGAGACGGGUGCGGGUGUCGCGAAUUACCCAGAGGCAUUUGGAGCUAUUGUAGGAGGACUUUUAGCUGGAUUAGCGAUGCUGUAGCAGGUUUUAAUAUCUUCAUAGUAGAGACCAGGCAAAUGGAAAACAAACACGGUAUGCCAUGGUAUUUAGUUGCGCAGAGGUCCAGUGAGGUUUCAAGACCAACAUAAUAGGGUAUAUUGUGA